Ylistrum balloti is the source of this 1664-nucleotide messenger RNA. Its product is annotated as lanC-like protein 3. The transcript has 4 exons. The record is from RefSeq and is a predicted model, not a curated record. The coding region runs from base 176 to 1438 and encodes 420 amino acids. Gene Ontology annotation, biological process: carbohydrate metabolic process; peptide modification. Gene Ontology annotation, cellular component: plasma membrane. NCBI's taxonomy places the organism in Eukaryota, Metazoa, Mollusca, Bivalvia, Pectinida, Pectinidae.
AAACUUCCGGUCGGUAGGUAAGCGCCGAAGCGGUGCGAUUUGGAUCUAGAUGACAUUGUUGAUUUUUUUUCUAGUUAUGAGUGAGAUUAACACCAACUUUUAACACAGUUUAAAGAACAUUUUCUGACAUUUUGUCUUACACGACAAUUCAUUUUAAUUGUCACCCGAAACGAAGAUGCGAUAUUUUAAAAAUAGAUAUGAGGACUACAAAGAAGGUUCGGAGGUUUACAUCGAUCAAGGCAAAUGGAAAGCAAGUAUUGAGCAAACAGUGAAAAGCAUAGUGCAUGGUAUGCCGCCGAAUCCUGCCACUUGUGACGGAGGUCUAUACGUUGGUAAUGCUGGAGUUGCAUAUAUGUUUUAUUAUCUUUCAAAUUGUGACUUGUUUUCAUCUCACAAGGCAUAUUUUCUCGAACAGGGUAUGAUGUAUGUAAAAGUUGCCAUGGAUUAUGUAGAGAGAGGAGGACAUCGGGGUGACCCCCCUUGUUCCUUCAUACUCGGAUCCGCUGGGACUAUGGCAGUGUAUAGUUUGCUGUUCCAUAUUGCUGGCAAUGAAUCGAAAUCGAAAAAGUUAGCUGAACAGUUUGCAAAAUUGGCAGACCAUGCAAGACCCAUAGCAUUCUACCGAUAUGGAUCAGAUGAGUUACUGGUUGGCCGAGCUGGUUAUCUGAGCGGUGCACUUGCAUUACAACAAAAACUUGGCUACAAGGCUGUGGAUGAAGACACAUUAAAACACCUAUGUACUGUGACUGUUGAGUCUGGAAGACAUUAUUCAUAUUCACACAAACCUAAAUCUCCCAAAGGUGUGAGGUCACCUCUCAUGUAUGCUUACCAUGGAACAGAGUACUUGGGUGCUGCCCAUGGUCUGUCUGGUAUCCUCCAGAUGUUACUGAGUUUCCCUGAAUUUUACACCUGUGAGGACAGUCAGAUGGCUGUGGAGGAUGUCCACAAGGCAGUUGAUUUCAUGUUGAGUCUAGAGCAGACCAAUCAUAACUAUGCCCCCGCAAUGGACGAGGUUGGCAGGGGUAGACCUGAGGGUGAAGACCUUGUUCAUUGGUGUCAUGGUGCCCCAGGUGUUAUUUACCUGUUCGCCCGGGCCUAUAAGGUUUGGGGAGAUGAGAAAUACCUUCAAGCCUGUGUAAGGUGUGGAGAGCUGACAUGGGAGAAAGGACUGUUGAGGAAAGGUCCAGGUAUUUGUCAUGGUGUGGCUGGAAGUGGCUAUGUCUUCCUCCUACUGUACAGGCUCACUGCAGACAAGAAGUAUCUGUACAGAGCACUCAAAUUUGCAGAAUUCAUGUUCACACAGGAAUUCAUGAAGGGAGCACGAGUUCCUGACAUGCCUUUCAGUCUGUAUGAAGGGUGGGCUGGAGCAGUCUUGUUCCUUGUAGACCUCAUGCAGCCAGAUAAAGCAGAGUUCCCUCUUUUCAAUGUUGUGUUUUGAAAGCAAGUUUUUAUUUCUGUUAAAUAUUUCAGCCACGCAGUUCCCUAUCCUUCAAAAAAAACUUUGUGGACAUGAUUUGACUGCAAACCUUUAUGUGCAUUACAUUUCUGGAAGACACUAGAAAUUCAAUUUUUGCUGUUUGAAAUGGUUUGAACUCUAAUAUUAUUAAUAUUUUGUUUUUAUAUGUAUAUAUAUCUUGAAUACACUGUUAACAAGUGAAAUUUGA